This is a messenger RNA of Perkinsus marinus ATCC 50983, 1043 nucleotides long. RefSeq lists its product as hypothetical. NCBI's taxonomy places the organism in Eukaryota, Perkinsozoa, Perkinsida, Perkinsidae. Bases 348 to 1016 code for a protein of 222 amino acids. The record is from RefSeq and is a predicted model, not a curated record. The transcript is spliced from 7 exons.
AGCUUAUUUGAGACACUCGGGUCUGACACACUAUGGCGGUGUUGGAGUAUAUGUCCGCUUCCCUCAGCUGAGCUCAGGAGUCCACAUACGAAUUCUGGUAGAAUUUCUAGCCGAAUUCGUACUGAGCUUCUACGGAUUUCCAUAUUAUCACCAAUACAUGUAGUUGACCCUGUGCGCAUUUCCACACAGUGUUGGGCCCACACUGCACCAUGGUCACCGGGGCCGCGAUGAGAGGUGCUGUUGAUCCGAGUGGGAGUGACGCUAGCAGCAGUAGUGGCGAGUCCAUGGAGUUACUCUGACGCAUACGGUUCUCCUGAUUGCUAGCAUUGCUCAUGCUUCAACUGUGAAUGCUCAUUUCUCCUGCUAAGAGGACGUUCACAACGUGGAGUGCACCGUUCUUGUAUCCAUCUCUGGCCAGUCUCCUCGCUAGGGAAGGCCCAAUGCCACACACUCUGGUCAUGGCUGACUCCAUAGAGUUUUCUAGCAACGCAGGCAGCAUUUUGCGGCACAGUUACCUCCUCGGCGUCUCUGGUGUGUUGUUCGGCAGCUAUACAGGGGUUAGUGAGCACCAGUCAAAGGCGUGGAUGAGGUCUUCGCUGCGAAUGUCGAUGUGUUAUAAGCGUGGGGGCUGUCCUGUGGUGCCAAGCUGUGAUAUCCUCGCUGCUGUGGAGGAGCUGAAGAUGCGUCUCGGUUACACAGUGUGCAUCCUAGGUGACGGCUACAUUACUGAUGACAGUUGCCAGAUCCCCCGUUACGACUUGAGUCGGCCACAGACGAGUGGCAAGUUCCUAGAGGCUCCCAGGUUGCUUCUGAUUACUGGCGGGGAAAGUCAGAGGCGAGCGGAUGAUCUACUGUGCAAGGCUGAUGUUUUAUGCGAGGUCCCAGCCUUGCCCUACAGUCACUUCAGCUACAACGUCGGUUGUGCUGUUACAUUAGCUCUUUUUGAGCGGUUCAAGAUUACAAGAAGUUGGCCCAGACCGGUCACUAUCCCCCCGACGUGUGCUUCUGUCUCAUGAUGAGCUGUCUUAUCAGGGCUUACUGUG